AUGGACGUUGUCGAGAUUACGGAUCGUCUGUGGGCUAAUGCACUCGGCCUUCGUGUUCCAUCAGCCUUAACAGUUCAGAGAUCGGCAUUAUCUAGAGUAAGCGUUGAGAGGUUAGCCCAGGAUAGCUCCCAGCGCAUUUUUUCUUCUGCCUGGAGAAAGUGCGGCCAUCUUAGGUUAGCCAUGUCUGCCAUCGGCAAAUCCGUGAGCCAUUACAGCGAUGUGAUACGUCAUAAACACGCUGUCAUUGCUCAUGUCAUCAUGCUUGCUCCAAAUAGAUCUGUGUUUAGCCUCAUCCCAGAAUUUCUGGUGCCUGAUAUACUUUCGAUAAUAUCGCUAGCUCCGAGGAUGGGGUGUACUCCUGAGAGUAUGGAUCCAGUCACCGGCGUUUGCUUGGUCGAGGCAGCAUUGAGAACCACUCGGCAUUGCCAGACAGCUGUCGCCAGACCUUUGAAGUACGAUAUCCCGCUUUCACUGUCAAGAUUUAAGCUAGCAUGGUUGUUUACAGGAAGACCAAUUCUCUGUGAUUACGGAACUCUUAUCGACGAGGAAUCCAUGCUCUUCAUUUCAGACAUCACAUCAGUUUCUGAUACUGGAAGGAACGACUACGCUUUCUACUUUAUGAUUCAUCACCCACUUUGCCAAUUUGCCACAGGGCAUGCGACUUUCAAGGGUCCGGUAAGUGAAACAUUUGUCGUCCAACUUCUACUUACGAUGCAUCGCUAA
This is a messenger RNA of Aspergillus niger, 723 nucleotides long. RefSeq lists its product as uncharacterized. The transcript is spliced from 6 exons. Bases 1 to 723 code for a protein of 240 amino acids. NCBI's taxonomy places the organism in Eukaryota, Fungi, Ascomycota, Eurotiomycetes, Eurotiales, Aspergillaceae. The record is from RefSeq and is a predicted model, not a curated record.